This is a messenger RNA of Hippoglossus stenolepis (Pacific halibut), 5078 nucleotides long. RefSeq names its product N-alpha-acetyltransferase 40, NatD catalytic subunit (gene naa40). Gene Ontology annotation, molecular function: histone H4 acetyltransferase activity; protein N-terminal-serine acetyltransferase activity; histone H2A acetyltransferase activity. The record is from RefSeq and is a predicted model, not a curated record. The transcript has 8 exons. The coding region runs from base 372 to 1091 and encodes 239 amino acids. Lineage: Eukaryota; Metazoa; Chordata; Actinopteri; Pleuronectiformes; Pleuronectidae. Gene Ontology annotation, cellular component: nucleus.
GAGAAGUCUGAGCUGAGGGGCGGCACGUGAAGGCGGCGCGGCGGAGGAGAGAAAAGGGCACAGGAGCAAACCGUGUGUUCAGCCGCUCGCUGUUUGGCGCCAACCGCGCGUACAGAGAAAUAAAACAGUCAAAAAUCCUCAUUUUUAUUCCUCCCGGCAGAUUCGUCCUCGGCCCCUGCCGCUGCCUCAGCCGCCGCUCGGCGCGUUAGCCUGCUAGCAUCGGCCGCGCACACCACCUCCCGUUGUCAUAUUAAUGUGACUGUGGCCCCCUCGUCUCUGUGGCCACGAUACUAAUAACUCAGCAGCGGCGGAGCGCGGGGACAAUAGAGGCGUGUUUCUCCUGGGGGAGCCGAGCAGACACAGCGCCAAAAAUGGGGAGGAAGUCCAACAGAGCAAAGGAGAAGAAGGCCCGGCGUCAGGAGGAGAGGGCGGCUAUGGAUGCUGUCUGUGCUAAGGUGGAAGCUGCCAAUAAGCUGGAUGAUCCACUGGCUGCCUUCCCAGCUUUCAAAAAAUACGACAGAAACGGGCUGAACCUGCAGAUAGAGUGUAAGCGGGUGUCCACCCUCAAUCCCCUGUCUGUGGAGUGGGCCUUCGAACUCACCAGAGCCAACAUGCAGACACUGUACGAGCAGAGCGAGUGGGGGUGGAAGGAGAGGGAAAAGAGGGAUGAGAUGAACGACGAGAGGGCGUGGUACCUGCUGGCCCGUGACGGCGACUCCGCCCCUGUGGCCUUCUCUCACUUCCGAUUCGAUGUGGAGUGCGGGGAGGAGGUUUUAUAUUGCUAUGAGGUGCAGUUAGAGAGCAGAGUGCGGAGGAAAGGACUCGGCAAGUUCCUCAUCCAGAUACUACAGCUCAUCGCUAACAGUACACAGAUGAAGAAAGUGAUGUUGACAGUUUUCAAACACAACCACGGGGCUUACCAGUUCUUCAGAGAUGCUUUACAGUUUGAGAUCGACGAAACUUCGCCGAGCAUGUCCGGUUGCUGUGGCGACGACUGCUCUUACGAGAUCCUGAGCCGGCGGACCAAACACGGCGAGGCAUCGGCGGGACACACCCACGGGGGGGGCCACUGCGGUGGCUGCUGCCACUGAUUCGACUCCAGUUACACCUUUUCUGAUUGGUUUAAAAAGCCAGCAACUUUCAUGGCUGUGUGUGAAAGCUUGAGCUGCCUGCUAUUCUGCAAACAUUGAGUUUGAACGGUCAUCUCUACGGCCGUUUAAAAUGAACAGAUGGUGGAAUACCUGGCUACAGAUGUUGAUGUCGCAUUGAGAUUCACGUGUCUCUUUGUUUCCCGCUACAAAGGCAGAAUGCAGUGUGAGCUUUCACACAUAGCUCCUGUUUGUCGUUUCCUACUUCUUGGUUCAAUGUCCAAGUCAUCUUUUCUCAUUCCCUUCUCCCACUUAAUGAUUAUCAGUAGUUCCCAGUCAAGAAAAAGGCCUUUUGCUGACAUUAUUUUACCAGCCACACUCAACCUCAUGCCAUCUUUCUCUCAUCUCCUAAGCCGUUUUCAGACAUGACCUGCAUAUAAAAUCCAGAGAAUUGGCUACAAAGUUUACCCGCAGUUUUCCUUUCACACAUGUACAACACAGCGGGAUGUUCUCUGCACAGACGCGUUCACAACAGCAACAAAUCCUCCACGUUAUUCAGGCGAGAGUAAGAGCAGCCGGGUGCAGCAGACAGGCAGGAAGUGACGUAUUAACUCUGCUGCGGAGAUCACAUGGUUUUCACACACCAAUGUCGACUAUUAUCAUCACAAACUCUCCAGACAUAUUUGUCAAGUUUCUUCAACGUAUAUGACACCACGUUUUCACCGUGAUAUAUAGGUUUUCUUUGUCUAUUUCAUUUUUGCGUUUGUCGCUUGUUACAAGCGUCAUCAACCCGCUCACGGUGAAUCCAGCAGGAGAUCCCCUGCUGUGUUCUUACAUCCUCUUUUAACGGACAGUAUACUAGGAGGCCAGGCAGAUAAAGUCCACAGAAAGUGCAGAGCGUCUCACUCGGUCUUUUGCGUUCACAUUUUCACCUCCUCUGGACAACAUACGGAGGAACUGCAGGGUUCAGUGCAUGUCUGAAAGCAGCUCAAAUGUACUAUACUGUAUCAAAUCCUUCUGCAGUGCUGCUUUAUCCAAAGUGGUACAUUUAAGUAAGUUGAUCAUGCUUCAACUUGAGUGACCAUGAAUACUCAGCAGGUUAAAAUCGGACUUUUUAAAAUUUCCUUGGGAUCUCAUACAAAGGCUCGGAACUUGUUUCCCACAGGAUUAUUUUGAAUGUACUCGAGUUAAUAUCCCCUAAUUGACCCCUUGAAAACCGUCUCAGAAGCCUCUGUUAUAUUCUAACCUGAAUUAUAUGCUAAUGUGGUUUCUUAAAUUUUAUUUUAGCUAAAGCACAUUUGCCCACAAUGCUACUAUUACAUGGUUACACUACCUAAAUUGCAUGAGCCAGCUUCUCUCUUUGGGUGAUAACUAAAUGUAUAGACGUCUCCCUAGCUUUUAUUUUUUUAUAACUUAUGAGACAAGAUGUUCAAGAUUGCCUUUUUUUUUGUCACGACUUCUUUCUCCCAAUGACUUGAGUAAAAAAAAAAACAUUCAUUUUUCAUCAUUUGUUGCGGUAAAUUUGCAUCCAACCCACAAAGUAAAUAAUGCUUUAACCUCUCAUAUUUUAUAAUCAGAGGACAUGAGUUGAAACGUUUACUUUUUCCCCUCCAUCUUUUCCUGGGAGAUUCACUUCCUGUUGCCACAUUUUCCCAUACUUCAGUUCUGUUAAAAACAAUACCAUCCUCCUCUACUUUCUCCUCUUCAUUGUGCCUCUCUGUUCUCCCUCCCAUGUCCUAAAGGUGCUAAUGGAUGAUGGCAGACGUGUUAAGGUUGCUCUCAUCUUGAGUCACCUUUUGUACAGUUGCAUUUCUCCUAUUUGCCUCUUAGUUUGCUUUGUUUCCAAGAGGUACUAAUGAUAAACAAGUUGAUGCUACUUUUAGCUGUAUUUAAAAAAACAAAAAAAAAGGAAAAAAAACUACUAAAACCAUCUUCCAUCCCUUAUAUAUUUUGUUAGCAUGAGCGAAUCAUAUUGCUUUAACAUGGAUGAGAAUCGCUAGAUGUCACCACUUCAUUAAAUGGAAGGGGAUGAAUGCUGUUUUCCUUGGAGGAAGGAGCACAGAUGGAUGAGUGGACGGGGGAUAGAAGUAAUCGCAGAGCACUGAAACCGUUCUUAUGGUCAUUAUUCUUCUCUUUACCUCAGUCGUGACGCGUUUUCCCAGCCCACUGUCAUUAGCUUGCAUGACAAGAUUUACAAAAGUUAAACAAAACUGAUAGUUAACAUGGAUUACACCACAGUGAUGCUGCCUCUGAAGGUCAGCUUCACUGUUUAAACCUGCACCUAAAGUCCUCAUGUGGUUCUGUAGCAUUACUUCAAUGUUUCAUACAAAUCUGUGCAUGUUAGACGUAUGUGAAAGGGCUGAUUGUGUGAAAUUGAAAGGUAAUGCUUGGGUUUGAGCAUCUACGCGUUGAGUGGAGUUUUACUGUACAGCUGCCAAGAUGCGUGUAGGAGUUCCACUGAGGAUUUUAGAUUCACUAGUCAACCUAGAAAGGCUGCUGUAACCACUUCCACCUUGUCGAUUCCAUAUCUGUUUACAGAACCUUCAGGGUAUUUUUGGACAGUUUCAAGCGCCUGUCAGCUGGGUUGAAGGCCCCGAUUUUAAAAAGAAAUCCAUCAAUUCCAGGACUGUAGUCGGUUUGUGAGGACUUUGUGUGUGGGCUGGAAGAGUGAAAAGAUGCUUCUUUACACUACUGUGGAUGCGAAUAUUCAUCUGUCUGAUGUGGCUGAGAGAGCCUUAACUAGGUACGGUUUGAAAUGUUUUUAAAACUGGUCCAAUCAUUGACCCCUCGAGAUUUCAUACAGAUUAUUGCCUGGUUAGUAUGUUGAAAACGAAACUAAAAUAAUACGUUGCGCGUCAACAAAAAUGUUAUUAAGAACAAAAACCCUUGUGAAUGAUCGAGUCUGGAACCUGAGGUGAACGUUUUUUGCUUGUUUCCAAACCUGAUGGAGACAAUAAAAUAUUCAUAUAAAAAAUAUUCUGCACCUGUAGACAACAUGUUGGUGUUUCCUGCUUGUUUGAACUCUGAUCAUGAGCAAGAAAAAACAAUCAAACAAUAUAUUGCUUGUUUUUGUUUUAGACUGCCUUCUGAUAAGUACAGUAAUUAAUUUUUUUUGUACCGCAUAGGUUACAGUAAAAAAAAAAAAGAUGUUGUACAUAGUGGUAGUUUAUAACCGACUGACAGUCUCUCUCAGGUUAAUCAAAUGUAAUCAAACCUCAUCUGUUUUACUUAAACAGCCAUGUUGUCAGUUUGGUGUUUGCUCGAUUGAAUUGGCCGCAGCUCGGACCCAGAGUCAAUUUAUUUGUGUCAUACCAUAUUUAAAUGAAUUUCCGAUUUGUAAAACUGUAUCAAACUUUACUAAGAAAAGAAUAACUUCUUUUCAGGAGUUGAUUAUAGUUCUUGCGUAACGUGAUGCAGUAAAAGAAAAAGUUGUUCACCUUGGAGAUGUGAAAUGGCUUAAAGGAAAUAUGACACAAAGUUUGAACUGAACCUGGAUCCGUGCUCAGUGGUUUCAUUCAGUCCAGAUAAGUGGGCUGUGUUAAAAACAAAAAAAAAAGAUGGCUCGCUUGAACCAGAAAUACAUUUGUGAAAAUAUCCUAACUUGAUAAAUGAGCCUAAACUUUGCGAGUUUAUUUCAAAGUCACUGAGAAGUUUUAUUUUGGAAAAUGGUUACAUACCCUCACAAAAUUAGAGAUCUAUCUACUGGUCUUUUCUCUGUGUGUGUGUGUAUGUGUGUAUAUAUAUAUAUAUAUAUAUAUAUAUAUAUAUACAUAUAUAUAAGCUGUUGUGAAUCCAUAUUCAUUUUCAUUUCUUGGCCUUUUACAAGUAAAACACUUUUUUAAACAUGUUUAAAAAUACAAAAAACCUUCCAUGAUUGAGAGUGAGUGUUUAAAAAGUCUUGUCCAUAAUGAAAGGGAAAAGUAAGUCAUUCUGCCUUGUCAGUGUUUUAUUUGUAUGUUACAAAUAAAGGAAAGUUGUUUGACUUUUCAA